Morus notabilis is the source of this 1208-nucleotide messenger RNA. RefSeq names its product ethylene-responsive transcription factor 2. The record is from RefSeq and is a predicted model, not a curated record. Lineage: Eukaryota; Viridiplantae; Streptophyta; Magnoliopsida; Rosales; Moraceae. The coding region runs from base 117 to 986 and encodes 289 amino acids. Gene Ontology annotation, molecular function: DNA-binding transcription factor activity; DNA binding. Gene Ontology annotation, biological process: regulation of DNA-templated transcription; ethylene-activated signaling pathway. The transcript has a single exon.
UUCCUUAUUACACAAAAAAUCAGAUUUCAGACUUGUCUUCUCUUCAAUUCCUCUUCUUCUCUCUUAUCUUCUUCUUCAUCACACGAACCCUUAAAUUCCAAUUUUCCGAACACGAAAUGCACGGACAGAGUACGAUGGAUUCGGACUUGGCUCUCCUCGACUCGAUUCGCCGACACCUUCUCGGCGAGCCGGAGAUCCGAAUCGGAGCUCCGGUCACCAAUUCCGGUCCCGUGGCUCCGGUUUUCUGCCGGAGCUCCAGUUUCAGCAGCCUUUACCCUUGCUUGACGGAGAACUGGGGCGAAUUGCCUCUCAAAGAGGACGAUUCCGAGGACAUGGUGCUCUACGGCGUCCUCCGCGAUGCCGUCAGCGUCGGUUGGGUCCCCUCCCUCGGCGGCGGGGGCGGCGCAGAGUCGCCGGAGACCUGCUUCACCAUGGUGAAAUCGGAGCCGGAGGUAUUGUCGGCAGUGAACAGAUUGCCUGAGAACUCUGUUUCUCCAGCGGCGGAGAAGGCGGCGGCGCCAGCGGUGGUGCCUCCGAAGGGGAAGCACUACAGGGGAGUGAGGCAGCGGCCGUGGGGGAAGUUCGCAGCGGAGAUUAGGGAUCCGGCAAAAAACGGAGCUAGAGUUUGGCUCGGGACGUUCGAGACCGCCGAGGACGCUGCCUUGGCGUACGACCGGGCGGCGUACCGGAUGCGAGGGUCGCGAGCUUUGCUGAACUUCCCGCUCCGGGUUAACUCUGGCGAGCCUGAUCCGGUGAGAGUGACGUCGAAGAGGUCGUCGCCGGAGCCUUCGUCGUCGUCUUCUUGUUCUUCUUCUUCGGCGUCGUCGUCGUCAGAGAGUGGAUCGCCGAAGAGGAGGAAGAAGGCGGGUAGGAAUGGAACGACGUCGUUGGGGAUGAUGGCGAACAGGGUUGAGCAACAAGUGGUCGUGGGUGUUGGAAUGCAAGUUGCCACGUCUACACAUGGCGAACAGUUAUUGGUUAGCUAAUGCUUGUAGUUGGACCAGACACUAAAGACUGUAAUUACGCGUCUGAGACGUAGAUUUUGGCUUUACCCAUUUUUUGGAUUUUUUUUUCUUUUUUAUUUUUUUAAGGAGAAAUUUGAAAAAGAAAAGGAUGAUGAAUGGGAAUAAAUAUAUAAGAAAAAAGGGUUUGAUAUAUAAUGGGGCUGCUUGUUUUGUUUGAUUGUGAAUAUACAAAAAUUUCUUAUA